AUGAUCAAUGGUUUCCCACUUCCCGAUGCGUCCUCAGUUGAUCUUUACAGACGUACUGGAGACAUAAAUAACAGGACAGGAAUCACCAGGAGAUCUAGCACUGUCUCAGGGCCAGAACGAGCUGUUGUCUUUGAUGUUGAUAGUGUGCAUCCACAGGAAGAUGGGAGAUACGAGUGCAGUCUUACUGUUGAAGGUGUAGGCUAUCCCAGUACGCUCAUUACCAACGCAACCUAUGUUCUGCCAGUCAUAGAGAAAGCACCCGUGAUAGUGAGCACCACGUCAACUACAGUUGGUCUUCGAUGGAAUGCAUGGUCUGAAGAAGAUGACAUAGGUGAUCCUCCUCUGGUCGGAUAUGAUGUCUUCGUAAAGAAGGAUGGUGACUGGGUAACGGAUCAGAGAGUAGACCAAGUCACAACAUCAACCAUCGUUAGUAACCUGACACCCGACACAGAUUACAUGUUUCGUGUAGCAGCAGUGAGGGAAGGAACAGGUGGAACAGGACCUUUGUCUCCUCGGAACAACACAAUAACUCGCUGUAGGAGUAAGUUAUGUUGA
Strongylocentrotus purpuratus (purple sea urchin) is the source of this 555-nucleotide messenger RNA. Its product is annotated as receptor-type tyrosine-protein phosphatase mu-like. The coding region runs from base 1 to 555 and encodes 184 amino acids. Lineage: Eukaryota; Metazoa; Echinodermata; Echinoidea; Camarodonta; Strongylocentrotidae. The transcript has 3 exons. The record is from RefSeq and is a predicted model, not a curated record. Gene Ontology annotation, molecular function: protein binding.